GCGAGGGCAGCGAGGGCUCGACUCUUAUCCCCCCCUCGGUCCCCCCCCUCCGCCCGACGCCCCAGCCGCUCGCCGCGCGGCUGCUCCGGCGGCUUUUCAUCUCCGGGGGUAGGAGGGAGAUGCCUUUGCCGUGGUUUUUCCACCCCCAGCCCUCUCCGUGCCGGGGGGGGCGGUGAUGUGGAGCCGGGAAUGUAGAGGAAAACCCUCCCCGGGAAGGAGCGACCAAAACAAAUCUCUCGCCGUGGCUUUGGCGGCCGCGCAGUGCCCGGGGAAGCCCGAGCAGCCCCUGCCAGCGCCGGGGAAUCCCUCCUGCAGCCCCCGGCGGCGCCCCGGGCGCCCGAGGAGCAAGCUUCAGGAAUGGAGCUGUCUGUCUGAAGAGGACUCUGCCCAAACAUUUGUAGUCUCCAAGCUCAUUCUCCUACAGACUCUGGUAUUACAACUUCAUCUUUUGCAGAAUGGCUGAGAAGGCUCCACCAGGGAUCACCAAAAAGUCGUCAAGGUCCACCCUUUCUCUCCCUCCGGAACCAGUGGAGAUCAUCAGGAGCAAAGCCUGCUCACGRAGAGUUAAAAUAAAUGUCGGUGGACUCAACCAUGAAGUGCUGUGGAGGACUUUGGACAGACUUCCAAGGACACGAUUAGGGAAGCUCAGAGACUGCAAUACCCAUGAAUCUCUGCUAGAAGUAUGUGAUGACUACAAUCUAAAUGAAAAUGAGUAUUUUUUUGAUCGACACCCAGGGGCUUUCACUUCCAUUUUGAAUUUCUACAGGACAGGGAAACUACAUAUGAUGGAAGAAAUGUGUGCUCUCUCUUUUGGUCAGGAGCUCGAUUACUGGGGGAUUGAUGAAAUAUAUCUAGAAUCUUGCUGCCAGGCAAGAUACCAUCAAAAGAAGGAGCAGAUGAACGAGGAACUGAGGAGAGAGGCAGAGACAUUGCGAGAGAGAGAAGGGGAAGAGUUUGAUAAUACCUGCUGCCCAGARAAAAGGAAGAAGCUUUGGGACUUGCUGGAGAAACCCAACUCAUCUGUUGCAGCAAAGAUUUUGGCCAUUGUGUCCAUUCUGUUCAUCGUACUGUCCACUAUCGCUUUGUCUCUUAACACACUGCCAGAGCUUCAAGAAAUAGAUGAAUUUGGGCAGCCAAAUGACAACCCUCAGCUAGCACACGUUGAAGCUGUGUGYAUUGCUUGGUUUACCAUGGAGUAUCUUUUGCGUUUUCUGUCCUCACCAAAUAAGUGGAAGUUCUUCAAAGGCCCGUUAAAUGUCAUUGACUUGCUGGCUAUCUUGCCRUACUAYGUCACCAUCUUCCUCACAGAGUCCAACAAAAGUGUCCUGCAGUUCCAGAACGUCAGACGCGUGGUCCAGAUAUUUCGAAUUAUGAGGAUCCUAAGGAUUCUUAAGCUCGCCAGACAUUCGACAGGCCUUCAGUCUUUAGGCUUCACRCUCAGGCGGAGUUACAAUGAAUUGGGCUUGUUGAUAUUAUUUUUAGCCAUGGGAAUAAUGAUAUUUUCAAGUCUUGUAUUCUUUGCUGAAAAGGAUGAGGAUGCUACAAAAUUUACAAGUAUUCCUGCGUCAUUCUGGUGGGCAACGAUCACUAUGACUACUGUAGGAUAUGGUGACAUUUAUCCUAAGACCUUGUUAGGUAAAAUCGUUGGAGGACUUUGCUGUAUCGCUGGAGUGCUGGUCAUAGCCCUGCCCAUACCAAUCAUUGUGAACAAUUUCUCUGAGUUUUAUAAGGAGCAGAAAAGACAGGAGAAGGCAAUUAAGAGGAGAGAAGCACUUGAGCGAGCUAAGAGAAACGGCAGCAUWGUCUCCAUGAACCUGAAAGAUGCCUUUGCCCGCAGCAUGGAAAUGAUAGAUGUAGCAGUAGAUUCAGGAAAGCUCGGAGAACAAUUCAAUCCAAAGGAGACACCUGAUGACAGCCACCUGUCCCCAAGCCGGUGGAAAUGGGCCAGAAGGACGAUGUCUGAAACAAGCUCAAACAAAUCUUAUGAAAACAAGUACCAAGAAGUUAGUCAACAAGACUCCCACGAGCAAUUAAACAAUGCUGCUGCAUCCUCCAGCCCACAGCAUCUCAGUGCCCAAAAACUGGAGAUGCUGUAUAACGAAAUCACUAAAACUCAGUCUCAGCCUAAUCUUAACGCUGGUUACCAAGACCAGUCAGCAAAGCCACCCACGUAUGAAGAAGAAAUAGAAAUGGAAGAAGUUGUAGGGCAGAGAGAUCCGUUGCCAGCUGGGCCUGCAGACGUCAUAAUGGACAUGAGGAGCACAUCCAGUAUCGACAGCUUUGCCAGUUGUGCAACUGACUUCACMGAAACAGAGAGGUCUCCUCUCUCUCUGUUUCCUGGCUCUCACUUGCACAUGAGAUUUCCAACUGAUGCUGUUAAUCUGGAAGAAAACCAAAGAGCAAGAAGUUCUCAGUUUAUACCAUUUGCAAAAGACAGAGGAUUUUCUCCAACUGAUGUCACCUUUGACUAUAAUCCAAUCAACAGAGCUGGUAUCAGUGAYGGCAGUGGGUCCCAAACUGUUUCACAUGGCCAUUUUCAUUUUGACACUGCCAUGGAAAGCCCCAAAAGCUCCCUGAAAGGUAGCAACCCAUUAAAAUCUAGAUCACUUAAAGUUAAUUUUAAAGACAAUAGAGGUGGUGCUCCACAAACUCCACCGAGCACCGCAAGGCCACUGCCAGUGACAGCAGGAAUAGAUUUCAUGCAGGCCACCCCUCAGCACAUCAGCACYAUUCUCCUAGAAGAAAAUUCCCCCCAGGGUGAACGACCUGUGCUUGGUGCUGACGCAUCUGCACUUGGUCAGGGACCUCUUAAAAGAUCAUCCCCUCUCUUUCCCAAACAAAAGAUUUUCACUUUCCCUUCAAAAGAGAGGAGGAGCUUCACUGAAAUAGACACUGGAGAAGAAGAAGAGUUUAUGGAGCUACAUGGUAUGAAACAUGAGAAAAAACAGGAUAUCAAGACAAAUUGCUGUGGGGAUAAACACAGUGAUGGCAACAAUUUAACAGGGGAGGCACAGGUCAGCUCUUCACCCAAAAGCAUGAGCCACAACUGUACUCAAGACAUUUACCAUGCUGUGGGUGAGGUAAAGCCAGACAGUAACCAAGAAGCUCACAAAAUGGAAAACCAUUUAUUUGCUCCAGAAAUUCAUUCAAGUCCAGGAGAAACUGCUUAUUGUCCCACACGUGAAACUAGCAUGUGACUAGUUACAGAAGCAAUAAAAAUACUUUUUCUUAAAACACAGUUAGUAAUGCCUAUGAACUAAAACAUGGAAAGCCUCAACAAAAGUGCAUAAAAUGUUAUUUUUGCAUGGCAUGAAGAGUUGUUUAGUUUAAAUACUGUUUAAUUAAAAAAAAAAAAAAGACUGCUUUUUGUAACAAACAAAAAAAAACAGGAAAAAAAUGACUCAAGAACGGUGAAUACAAUAAAGAGAGCUCUGUUAGGAGCAAGUGUUCUGCAACAUCUGACAUUUUUGAUCCUUUCACUUAUGAUUAUAGACAGGUUUUGAACUCUUUUAACUUUUUUUUUCCUCAGUUACAAUGAAUUUUAGAAUUUGCACAUGAAAGGAUGAAAUGUCAAUGCAUGCACUCAUAAAGAUGUGAAACAAGGUGCUUUGAGCUUGCAAAAUGCAUAUAUUUGUAAAUAGUCCGGGGUUGGGGGGAAAGCUACUGUUAACAAGGAUUUAUGGAAAAAGCAUUUCCUGGGACACAGAUACUUCCUUCACAGCGUGCUGCCUGGAGGUUUUGUACAGACUUAUGUUGCAAAAUUGCAACUUCUACUUAAAGCAUCUCACGUAUCUUGCUUUCUGUUAAAAAGCUCAUGAGUAUAUCUGUUAAUUAAGGACUUCRGAAUUUUAGUUUAUCUGUGCUGUAAAUCAUGAUGGUUUUUUUUUAUUUGCAUAACUUCAGUUAUUGCAUUUGUCAGUUUAAUUAAUGAUCCUGUGAGGAAAAGCAAAGAUUUAAUGACCAGAACUUGAAGCAUUUGAUAUUUUUAUAGAAAACUGCCAACAUUUCAUAACUGAGAAAAAAAAGUUCCAUUUUCAAAUUUAAAAAAUCAUAGUUCUUUCUGUUGCAAUAAAUAGUGCCAAAUGGCUAUUCAGAUCUAUCCAAAAGUUUUCAACCUGUUAGAAUAUUACUUCGUAUUAAAAAAAUAUUUCCCACAUUCACAUUUUUCCUUUUACUUAAUGCUAUUUGCUUCUAUGUGAUUUUUGUUCUCUUACCUUUUGUUCUCCAUGCAGUGCUCAUUCGUCAGCAAUGGCAAUGUUGUUGAAGCUGUUGUGGUGAAAGGACGUAAGAGGCAAGGUUURUAGGGGAAAGUGGUACCUUCUGUUAUCAUAAAUCAUACAGCCAGAGAAAAAAAAAGGCUUCAAGUACAUGUGAUUUGCCUCAGGUCUUCCAUUGCCCAAAGCUUGUCUGUGUUUUUCAGUUCAAUUCUUUGGACUGACAGAAGGUAUCACUUGAUUCACCAACCUUGCCUCAACCCAUCCUUCCAUAGCUGUUCUGAAAUGGAGUMUAGGCUUUCCACUAUACUUAAAUAAAGGAAAAUAUCAUUCCACUGACAACUGCCAAAGCAGCUUUCAUUUCUCUGAUUUCUCCAGCUUUGUAAAAGAAAGAUGCUGAACCAAAGCUUUCAUUACAAACCACCCAUCUAACCACUGUCUCAAAAAAGCUAUUUUUUAUUUCAUCCAGCAUCCAUGGCAUCUUAUGCUAUAUACUUUUUUAAAGCUUAUAAAUUUCUAUAAUUCCCUAAAUCAUAAGAAGUUUUUUUCAAUUCAUGAACUCUAAUCAUAAGGAAAUAUAUGCAGUUACACAGGCACGUCCUACAAAAUAUUCCUUUUUUUUUUUUUAAGAGAGACUCAAAAGUACAUUAGACCAACCAAUGCAUGGUUUGGAACAGCAGGCUUCUACUUACCAUAGGGCACCUCUGUUAAUUUUACUCCUGUCUUUUCCUGUCAUUUAAAUAACAAGAUACCUAAUGCAUUUAGUGAAAAGGAACAAGCAUUAUUAUUGCAACAUUGCCCUUUGCUUGAAGUGGCUGAGCUGAUGCCACAGACCUCACUCAAGCCUGGCUCAUGGGAAAGAGACAAGUUUGAAGAGCCCCAAAUUAUUGAUCCUGGKAGCUAGGCCAAACAAUAACCAAAACACAAUCAUUUCAUUGUUUGGGGUUUUUUUUAAUAUUUUAAUUUUAUGUUUCCAUAAGUUUUAUUAUUUUUAUAACAAAAUAAUAUUGAGGUCUCUCUUCAGUCAUCUGAAUAACUGAGAAUAUAAUUUUUCAAACAAUGUCUGGUCAUUAAUUCUCAAAAUAAAAACUAUUUUUUUUGUCUUUAAUUGCAAUUCAUUUCAACUUGUUGCUGCAUUCAGUUUUGUGUAUUUAUAUGGUUAUCUGCGUAACACUUUUUGAUCAUGUUGUCUCUCACUGUCCCAAAACUUAGCUCUUUAAUAUUUUAUAGUCAUUAAUCUUCUACAUUUAUUUUUCAGUUUCUAGAUAUUUUCAGUGACUAAAACUAAAUGCCAGUCAAUUUUUAUAUGCCUGAAGUGUUGAUUUGUAUUUUCUAUGUGCAGUUUUAUGAAAUCACAUGGGCCUGUUCAAUCUGCCUUUACAUCCUAGUGAAYUAAUGAAGUCCAAAUUAAGACCAAAUGGGACCUGGUCCCAUUCUCUGGAUCCACAGAAAAUUCCCAUUUAAACAAAGAUGUUGUUCUGGCGAGACUGAGGUCUGUGUCAUGUUCCUUCUGUGUGCUUUUUCUCCCAGGUGACCCUCACRCUUUGGAAAACCCCCUUAGAUUUGUGCCACUUGAUGGGAAGAGAGGAGUCCAGCCAUAGGGAACAUAGUGCAGGAACAGAGAUUUGAUUCCUUAAGCUCUCCCAAGCUAAACUGUAUGCAAACCUGAUCCUGCCCUAUUAAAAUCACUAAAAACUCAAAWGGGAUAAAGUCAAGGCCUCAGUCCUUGUGCAGAUGAAUUUCCCCUGAAACCAAUGGGAGUCUGGUGGAAAAAGGGACUGACUGAAAUACAAAUGAGAAGGAUGAUGGUCUCCCUCUUGAUGAAAAUCAACAGGAGCWUUAACUAUACCAAUCAGAUGAAAGACCGGGCCCUUACUUGCUGCUGUAUUUUAAAUGUUUUCAGAGAAGCACAUUUAUUUUGAAAGCAAAAGAAAUGCAAUUUACUUUAUUAAYAGAUGCUUUAUUUUUUUGAAAUACUGGAAGGAAAAUGAUUAAGCUUUAGAAGUGCUUUUGGUAUAAUUUUGUUAUCUACUUUUGACUAUGCUGAAAACUGUUUCCAGAAGCACAGGUUAAGACAUGCUUUUCCAGUCUUGACUGCAUACACAGGAUCCACUUUUGAAUACCUACCUUSCAUGAUUCCUGAUUAAAACAUCUAYUUGAACAGUUGCAGGAGUGGAUCUAGCUUUCUAUCCAGCACAGAAUGUGCAAGAAGUGCAGGCCAGRAUUGCUUGAUUCAUCAUGAGCUGGUAUGCAGCAAAUUAUGCAAAAUUACGCAAGUAUAUUUUUCUGGUUUUCUAAAACUUUGAAGCCAUUUCGGAYUUAUUACCCAUUCGCCACAGUAAGGGGAGAAGGUGUCUGAGUUCUGAAGUCAGUCUCUAACGCCAGCUGUGCAAUUUCAAAGCAACUUAUGGAGUCUUAGGAAGAAGUGACUCCUUUCUGCAUGUGAAAAGGGUCUGACUCCUUGUAUUACUGGAAAAUGAAGAAUGUUCAGGGAGAUAGCUUUGCAAUUAAUCUAUUUUUUAUAUUUUUUACUAACUACAGAAUCCUGAAUCAAAGUUUUAAUUCCUUUUCAAUGAUGAAACCAAAUGCACAUAUUUAAAAAUGUUCACAGAGUAAUUAGAAGAGUUUUUGAGUAAGUCACAUUAAUCCAAAUCUGGGUGGGGAGGAGCAGGGGGGGAAUAAUAUAUCGCACAAACUGCAAAGGAAGUUCCUACAGGAAAGCUGUUUACAGGGGAAGUGUAUAAUGUAAAGAAUGUAACAUGGUGUAGGAAGUUUUUGCACUACCGAAUUUAUAUAAAAUACACUUUUUUAAAUGAAAACACAAAAGGCCUUUUAAUGCUACAUUGUAUAGAACAUAGAAGCCUCUGUGCUAAUGCAGCAAUCUAAUGCACUGUGUCCUCACUUCACAAUUGGUCUCAARAUUCAAACAUUAGUGAUGUUAGAGAGGUGAUACCUAAUGUAAUACUAGAGCAACGGACAGGAAGAGCCUUUUAGCACACUAUUAUGUAACCCAAAGUGUGUACAGACAGUUGKUUUUUGCCUAUAAUAUUUAUCAAUCAAAAGAACAGUUGGCUUUGGGAGCAUUUCCUAAUAGGUAAUACCGGGCAAUGUAUUCCUUGAAAAACAAUGAGGUUUUUUAAAAUAGACCUCUUCCUCUGCAUGUUAACUGAGCCUCUGUUUCCUUCAAGGUUUACCUUCAAGUUAUUUAAUUAGCUGCUUCAAMCUCAUCUGUGAACCCAAUUCAAUACAAAAGCCAGUUGUCUUUUUGAAACCCUGUUGUAAAUACAGUCAGACUGCUAAAAAUAUUCAGGGCUUAACUGACUGGCUUCUUCAUUCAAAUAAUUUUUGAAUCACUUGGAUAGAAAAUAAAUAUUUCGAUCAUGCAAACAUAUUUUAGAAGCAAAAAAAAUGCAAAAAAUAUGCCUUUUUUUUCAAAGUAUCGAGCACAGAUCGAGGAAGAAAUGCAAAUAGAACAAAGGGGAAAGAAGGGCAGAAGAAAACUGUAAGUAACCAAGGCAUGUUUUAGUGUGCUAUAUAAAAAGAAAUAURAUAAAACAUAUGUAAAAUAAUCCUUGUUCACACUAAAUGAGGUAAAAAUGCCAGUGGCAAAAGAUUUAAUUCCCUUCCUACUCCAUCAUCAUUUUUAAUGCAGAAACAACAGGUUCAGUGAAGCUAUUACCCACUCUCCUGCUACAUGAAYAUCUGAUCUGUAAUUGUUUUUCAGAAGACUUUCCUGAAAAAUAAGAUACCAUAUGUUGCUGUCUUUAUUGAUCUUUGGAUUUCUUCUCACUGYCCUCCAAAUAUCAAGCUUGUCUUUUUCUUGGGAGCAGUCAGAAGGCAACCCACCCAACAAGAUGACAAGUAUAUCUUGUUUGUCAGGGAAGUGCUCUAGUAGUGUGGUGCAAAUGGCCAGAUGAACUCUGCUGCAUUUGAACCAAGGAACAAGAACUGAGUGUCACUUCUUCCUGUUUUCUAGUUGCAAAGUGCUCUGAAUUCACCAGUGUCCCCAUGGUGUCCCCAUCCUCCCUGCAAGGGCUUUCAGUGUUCUUGCRAGAAGCUCUUUGAAAGCAGUUGACUCGUAAAUGCUAUUAAGAGACCCAUCGGUCUAAGUGUGAAUAUUUGUCUCUUGUCCAGUCUAGUUUUAAUAGUGGCACUCAGCUUAAACUCAGCUGAAAUUUUGUCUAAAACAGAUCAGAUGUUCUGGGAGCCAAACUCCUAACUCAUUUUGCCAGCAGGCAAAAAUGAGAGACAAAAUUUUGUUUGCGUUGUGGGAUGGUUUCUUGUUCAGUGAUCAUACACGGUGGAACAUCUGCAGGUAGGGUAAUGCACUUGUCUUUKUAUUUAUUUUGUUGCAGGUUCAAACAGUAUUUUUUUAAAAUGUUGAGUUAUGAUAUUUAGGAAGUAUUACCCUUUAGUGAAAUGGAGAUUUCUUCCAAAACAGCAGUGAUACUUUAGAGCCCUCUGUUAUUAUUGAUUGCUAUUUAAUUUUCUUUUACAACACUUAACACAGAUCCCGAUGAAUACCACUGUGGAACAAGGAAGUAACAUACAAAUAUUACUGCUCUCUUUAUGUAAAAGUAGGUAAAACCCAUGGUAUUAGAUAAUAUUUAAUCUAURAAAAGAUAAGGCUAUUGUAAUUAUACCUAUCAACCAAGCAGAACCUGUCAUUAUCUUAGACAUUGACUCUAGUCCUGUGAUCAGCAUAAACCAUGAAUCUAUGAGCAGUCUGUGUAAUUAAUUUCAUUGAUUUUUAAUGGUAAUUUAAGGGUAAUUCUUUAAUUCAAAUGAGUAUUUAAAUAUAUAUUUGGCAUCAGCAGAAGUAAUGUUCACUUGUGAAACUGGAAGUCUGUGGCUAUGUUUACAGUGGCAUCUUAGAGGAAAUCAGGAGAGCUCUCUUGACAUGAAUCUCUCAACUAUCCCCACUGCUCAUGCUUUGGUUCACACCACUGAGCAAUCCUGCACUAUGCAAAUUGGACUACUUUUAGAUGAAGCUGAAGCAGAAAACUUCUUCCAUGAGGGCACCAGUUGUGCUGCAGCCAGGGCACAGCAUUCAGGCCCUGGUACAAGAUGAGAGAUAGCCCAAAAUUGUACCCCAAUACACCUAGUGUAAAUUGUCAGCACAAACAAAUUGUUUUCCUCAACAAAUCUGCUUGUAUUGUACAACUUGCCAAUGUAGACAUAGGUUUCUACCAUGGCUACUGUCUUCAGUCCAUGUAGUCUUGGCUAAAUCCCUUACUCAAAAAAAUUUUGCCAUUUCAUCAGUGGUAUUGCAUAAAAAAAGCAAUAUGUAGCCAAAGAUUAAAUUGGUCCCAGUGCAUUCCCCAAGAUAAUCCACAUGACAUUUAAAUAAUAAAUUCUCGAUAACCUUUGGAUAGUUGCAUUUUGCAGUAUGGACCAAACUAUACAUUGCACAUUUCUGCAGUCAAUUUACUGUAAAGUUGAUGCACAUGUGAUGAAGACAGUACAGACAGCACUAGACUGACUCACUCYAAAAUCUGUGGAAUGAUUAAACAGAUUGCAGGUAGCUUAACAGUAACUCUUACUUUAUCAUGGUGUGAAUAAAAGCAGAUUGCUGUGCAGUCAUGGAGGAUCAGAAGCCCAGCCUGAGUAUUUUGUGCUGAUCUUCCCUGUCUAGAUAUCUUCCUAUUUGGACCACCAGCUGAAAUUGAUUUAAAUGGAAGAACUAGUAGGGUUUUGAUUGUGUGCUUAGUUGCUCUGAUGUCUGGGACAUACCUUGUACAAUAACAUAAGGAACAAAGCCUGUUCCUUUAUCUCACUUCUYUUAGCGAUUUCAAGGUGGAGGACAUAAGGCUUAAAGUGAUAUUUUUGCUCUAAAUUUUGCUCAGAUAGCAUCUCUCUGCAGAGGUUCAGAAUACAAAACACUUACGCCCGUUCUUGAAGUCCUUAAGCAGAACACAGUGAGAAUUCUGAAGCCCAUUUAACACUGAAGGAUGGAGCAAUACAUGAUAGCGUUAGGCAAAAGGAACAGUUCAUAACACAUUACAAAAUACAUUAAAAAAAUUAAAGAAACCUACUGUUGGGGACAAUCAAGGGUAAUUCUGCUAGGAUGCAGAAUUCUGGAUUUAUAUCUCCAAAUUUUGAGAGUUCUGCAGAGUUUUACCUGUACAACUCUUUCAAAAAUCAAAGGAGCCAUGCUGAUAAACUGAAACAUGGAGGAAUUAGUGUACAAAGAAGCUGAGCAUUGAAUACAUAACCUAUUGCUUUAAGAUCACUGUAAAUAUCAAAUUAAAUGUGUACUAAUCCAUGUUUAUAUGUUAUUACUGUGUUAGUUUCAUAGAUACAGUAGCAUGACUAUUAUUAGUUUUAUGGAGUUUAAUGAACUUUGUAUUCCUCUGUGAAUGCUCUGAAUGCUGCAAACAAAAAAGCACAACAGUAUUUUUUCAAGUUCUCUUGGGGCGAUAGCAAUGUCACUAUUGUUCAGUUUUACAGAUUUAGCAACAUUUCAUCAUACAUUGCUCUAUUAAUAACGUAUCUUUCUUUAAAAGUACUGUCACUAGGAGAUAAAAGCAUAUGUGAUAAGUCUUGUCUAAUCUCAUUCAUCUGCCUUUACAAAAUGCCCCAGACAUUUUGUGGGAGAAUAUGCUGCUUUUGCUUCAUGCAUUGUUUGUAUUUGGGGGUGGGGCAAGGGAAUAAUAGGGCAUUUUGCAAUGGUAAUUUCAUCAAACAUGUUUUUUUCAUUAUUAUUGUAUUUGUUAGAAACAUUUUGAUUUAGUUUCUUUCUGUAGAUAGAAAUUUGACAAUAGCUUUUUUUUCAACUAACCAUUUGAUUUCAUUAGACUAACAACUUCUCACAUUUAGURGUAUUCGUAUCAAUGUCUCCAUAUCAGCUGCAUUUUAACUUCAUAAAAAAGGAAAUGUGAUUAUUAUUUUUGUCAUACUAGAUUUUGCUGAUCAACUAAGUACUUCUGCACCAAUCUACAUAUUAAUAUGCAUGUUGUAGUCUGUACAAUUGUUCAACAUCAAAAUAUCUGUUUAAUUUAUGUCAAAUGUCUGUAAAAUAAAUGCAUUGUUCUCCAUUUCAGUCUGAUAGAAUAAGCAGGAUAGUAAAUAAAUGUGUAAAUGAAUCAUCUGUGUCUCAUUUCAGUUCUAUUCAUGAAAUCGCUUAACAUUGAACAUUGCAUAUAUAU
This is a messenger RNA of Malurus melanocephalus (red-backed fairy wren), 11362 nucleotides long. RefSeq names its product potassium voltage-gated channel subfamily B member 2 (gene KCNB2). Lineage: Eukaryota; Metazoa; Chordata; Aves; Passeriformes; Maluridae. The transcript has 3 exons. Gene Ontology annotation, biological process: potassium ion transmembrane transport; protein homooligomerization. Gene Ontology annotation, molecular function: protein binding; delayed rectifier potassium channel activity. The coding region runs from base 456 to 3197 and encodes 913 amino acids. Gene Ontology annotation, cellular component: membrane; voltage-gated potassium channel complex. The record is from RefSeq and is a predicted model, not a curated record.